Oppiella nova is the source of this 351-nucleotide messenger RNA. The record is from the annotation of a GenBank genome assembly. Lineage: Eukaryota; Metazoa; Arthropoda; Arachnida; Sarcoptiformes; Oppiidae.
CGAUUGGAUGGACAGGUAGUAGUAAUAACGGGCGCUAAUCAGGGUAUUGGCAAAGAGACUGCAUAUCAACUAUCACUUCGUGGAGCAAAGAUAAUCAUUGGCUGUAGGGAUGAGUUGAGGGCAGAGAAUGCCAUCAAAGAGAUUGUGUCUCGGAAUCCAAACGCAAACAUAAUUCACAUUAAACUCGAUUUGUCUUCUCUUCAGUCGAUUCGCGCAUUCGUUCAACAAAUCUAUGAAAACGAAACGAAAAUUGAUUUACUUAUAAAUAACGCCGCAAUCGCUUCAGACAUUGAGGGGAAAACAGAGGAUGGCUUUGAGUUGAUUUUCGGGACAAGCCAUUUGGGUAUUUAG